Salvia miltiorrhiza (redroot sage) is the source of this 777-nucleotide messenger RNA. Its product is annotated as exocyst complex component EXO70B1-like. Gene Ontology annotation, biological process: exocytosis. The record is from RefSeq and is a predicted model, not a curated record. Lineage: Eukaryota; Viridiplantae; Streptophyta; Magnoliopsida; Lamiales; Lamiaceae. The coding region runs from base 1 to 777 and encodes 258 amino acids. Gene Ontology annotation, cellular component: exocyst. The transcript has a single exon.
AUGGACGACAAAGAAGAGGAGCCACCCCCAGAAACGCCCGAUCUCCCCACAAUCUCCAAUGAAAUCGACCGCUACAUCUCGUCGCUGGAGUCGGGCGGCGACGCCGUGCCCAUCGUCAUGGAGAAAUUCCUGAUGCUCGUGGAGGAGAAAAUGGACGGCUACGAUUCGAUGGAGAGCCACGUGAAAUGGAGGCGCCUGAGAGAGGAAGACGCGGCGUGGUUCCUGGACGCCGUGGAUCGCGUGACGUCGCUGUCGAAUUCGCUGGCCAAUUUGGCAUCCGAUUACAAGUACGCCUACACGAUCAACCGCGCCGGCAGCGUGGUGCAGCGCGCCAUGUCGUAUUUGGAGGGGGAAUUGAAGGUGCUGCUGGAGGAAUACACCGCCGACGACGCCGACAUCACCUCCGAUCUCAUCCGAAUAUCCAAGGCCAUGCUUGCCGGAAGCCACAAGGACGAGUGUUGCCACCUCUACUACGUGGUGCGAAGAGACGCGCUGGAGGAGCACAUCCUGCAGCUGGGAUUGGAGAAGCUCAGCAUCGACAACAUCCACAAGAAGCCAUGGGAGUCGCUCGAGCGGGACAUCGAAUUGUGGAUUCUCAAAUUCACCACCUUCGCCAAGGACCAGUUUCCGGCCGAGCGGAAUCUCUUGGAUUCCGUCUUCCCGGCCCACCCCACCAUUCCGGAGACCCUCUUCCGCGGCCUCACCUGCGGGAUCACCAAGCACAUCCUCAAAUUCGCCGAGGCCGUGGCAAGAAGAUGGAGAAUUUUCGAUGCUUAG